AUGUUGGCAGAGAAUCCUGGAAACCCUUUGAACUCUGACCUCCUCCAGAGGUUACCCUGCGGCAAACAUGAGCAGGGGGCAGUAUCACGGCGGUCAGGAGACGUCCUGAGGCGAGGGACCUCCCAGCGCAGCUGCUUCCUGGGGGUGGAGACAUGGGCGGAGCUGGUGUGGGAGACCUGGGAGCUGGGGAGGGAGUUCACCAAGACCCUGCUGCUGAAGAAUGUCCACGGGAAGCUGCAGAAACUGAGCUUCAGGCCUCCUGUCUCGAAGUCCUUCUCCACGCUGUUUCCACACACCAUCACCCUGAGUCCAGGGACCUCCUUCUCCUUGCCCAUCACCUUCCGCCCCCUGGACAGGUGUGAGCACUCAGACAGCAUUGAGUUCCAGAGCCGGAUGGGGACCUUCCAGGUGUCCCUGCGUGCCACCGUCCCACGGCACGCCCUGGUGGUGCCUGAAUCGGUGCUGCUGCCCCCCUGCGCUGUCCUCGACAGCUCCCGGACCACCUUCCCGCUCCGCAACGCCAGUAAGCUGCAGACGAAAUUCCUGUGGGAGGUGAGCGGCCCCUUCCAGCUGUCCCCAGAGAGCGGGGUGCUGGAGCCGGGGGAGGAGCGUCACGUGAUGGUGCUCUUCAGACCACAGGGGGCGCUGGUGUACCAGGAGGAGGCCAGCUGCGUGUUCGGGGACGAUGGGGAGAGCCGCUGCACCUUGCUCCUGCAGGGCCUGUCGAAAUACCCCCAUCUGCAGCUGCAUGCACCGGGGCACGAGGAGGGCUGCAGCGUGCUGGAUUUCGGCAGCGUGCCCGUCGGCAUCUCUGUGGAGAGACACUUUGAGAUCCGCAACCUGUCCCCGGUGAGUGCCCCCUUUGCUCUGGCUCGUGUUCAGCGGCCGGCGCUCCUGGAAUCAGUGUUUGGGUGUGAGGCACGGGAGGGGCGGGUGGCCUCGGGUUCGUCUGUGAAGGUGCCUGUGUCCUUCUCACCUCGCACUGUGGACUGCACCAGUGUGGAGUACCUCUCCCUCACCUGCCACGGCGGGGUCAGCAAAGCCGUCCUCAAGCUCACCGGCACCUGCACAGGCCCAUCUGUGUCGCUGGGGGCUGCGGUGCUGGACUUUGGCUGUGUGGAGCUGGGCAGGGAGACGUGGCGCACCGUGGAGAUCGCUAACACCGCCACUGCCGAGGCGCACUUCCAGUUUGACACGGACACUGCGGGGCACAGCGUCUUCAGCCUGGACCCGCCCUGCGGCACGCUGCCGGGCAACAGCAGCCUCGCCCUGCGUGUGCGCUUCCGCCCGCGGCACCCCAUCCCUCACCACAGGAGAGUGGCCUGCCUCCUUCUGCACCUGGAGCCUCUGUUUCUGGACUUGAUUGGCACCUGCCACUCUGAGGAGCAGAAGCCAGCUGUCCUGAGCCCGAAGCACUUGCACCUGUACCAGCUGCACCUGGCCCGCGGGCUCACCUGCUACCCCCCUGACAUCCUGAGAGCCAUGCUGGAGGAGAACAAGCUGCAGCUCGACCAGGAGGAGGCGCUGAUGCUACGAGAGGACCUGUUGGAGACCCCGGCUGUAUCAGACACCCCUUUCCCUGAGCAGAGCCACAUGGAGGAGUACUUCCAGGAGGCUGCGGGGGUUGCCGUGGGAGCGGAGCUCGGAGGGGGCGACUCCCGAGCACCCCCCCGCUCUCACGUCACAGUGGACCCCCCCGAGCUCCUCUUCCACGACGGACCCCGCUCGCUCCCCGUCUCGGUCACCAACCACACCAAGGGCCGGCUCAGCCUGGUCUGGACCCCGGCCCCGGACACGCCCUUCUCCAUCAGCCCCGCCUCCUGCGACCUGCCACCCCUCAAAAGCACCUCCUUCAGGGUGACCUACGCCCCCCAGCAGGACAACACCCUCCACGGCGCCCAGCUCGAGUGCUUCGCCUUUUACAAGGCACUGAGGGACUAUCGUCAGGUGGAGGAGCACACACUGUGUCCGCCCUGGUGUGUGACCGUGAGGGUCAGCGGGCACUCCUUCCAGCCUGGCCGAGAGCACUUCAUCCCCCGCUUCUCUCUGCAGCGCCCUCAAGUGGUGUUCCCACCACUGGCCCAGGUGUGCUACAGCACAGUCCUUCUCCAGAACACAGGGGACCUUCCCCUCACCUUCAGGCUGGACCCUGCCGAGUGUCCCUCUGUCAGCGUGGUGCCCACCAGCGGCCUGGUCAGGGGCGGAGCCCACCAAAUCCUCACCCUGAGGACCAUCCCGGGCGAGAGCCACGCCCACAAGCUGCCUCUCUCCCUGCAGUUUAACGCUUCUCCCAAUCACACACAGGAGCUGACCGCGGUCAGCGUUGCAGAGAAGCCGCGGGUGUCUCUGGAGGGGGAUGGCACCCUGUUCUUCAAGCCCACAGCAGUGGGCUCCGCCUCCUCCUGCCCCCACACAGUGAAGAACCUGAGCCGCCUGGCUCUGCGCUUCCAGUGGCGAGUUUGUAGCCCUGACGACCGAGUGCUCUCUGUUCAGCCAGCAGAGGGCGUUGUGCAGCCCAAUGAGGCCCUGGUGCAUACGUGGUGCUUCUCCCCAUUGGCUGAAAUGCAGUAUACUCUGAGGCCCACCCUGAUCUUCUGGCCAGCCCAGAGCCCUGGAUGCAAGAAGUCCCGUCUCUCUCUCAAGGUGGUGGGGGAGGCCUCCAAGGGUUCCAUCCAGGCAGAGCGCUCUGUACUCGACCUGGGUGAGGUGCUCGUUGGCAGCUGCCUGUCAGGUGACCUGCCGUUGAUCAACAACGGGUCAUGCCCUCUCAGCUUCUCCCUGACUGUGAAGCAGUGCAUCGUGGGUCCCGGCCUGCCGGAAGACGAUCCCGUUGCCCUGCAGCUGGACUCUCUCAGAGACACUGUCCCGGCCCGGUCCAGGAAGAUGGUGCGGUUCACAGUGAGACCGGCCCGGAGAGCCCGGUACUGCUGGUCCGUCAGCUACCAGAUCCUCAGCUCUGCCGGCUUGGAGCUCGAUGGACCUCAGGACCUGUGCCAGGUGCAGGGGGAGGGAGUGUUCCCCAUGUUUCAGGUGACCGACGUCCGCGGCGGCGGCAGCGGGGAGGGGCGGAGCAAGCAGCAACUGUGGGAGCUCUUCUCCGUGGAUGCACUGAACGCCUACCUGCGGCGAGACCCCACCCCGUCCGAGCUCACCUACAGAGUGCCCACGAGACACAGCCUGCGGCGCUCCCCCUCCAUCUUCAGUCCAGUUCUGUUGGACUUCAACUUUGGCGCGGCGCCGCUGGGCUCAGAGCCCUCCACUGCACUGCUGAUGCUGGAGAACACAGGGAACAUCCCAGUGGAGUGGUCCUUCCUGUUCCCAGAGGACCAGCAGAUCGAGCUGGAGUACUGGGCGGAGAGCGUGGAGUUCACGCCCACCGAGAUGCACCACAUGAAGGUGCAAGACAACAGGCUGUUCUCCAUCUCUCCCCGCUCUGGCAAGCUGAAGCCUGGCCAGCAGAGGGCAGUGCAGCUCAGUCACAGGCAUGCUUUUGCUGGGACUGACCUCCUCCCAGUCGUGCUGAAGCUGUCCCAUGGCAGGGAGAUCCUGCUUAAUUUCGUCGGGGUGACAGUGGAGGCAGAUAGGCCCUACAUUCACUUCACCUCCAACAGGCACACCCUCGCACCCGUGGCCAUCGGAGGGUUCAACCCCCCCAAACAGAUCUACGAGCUCUACAAUGGAGGCGCGGUCCCGCUCAGGUACCACAUCGACACUGUGCCCCUGGAACAGCUGACGGGGGACAGUUUCGGGCACCCAGUCCUGCAGUGCCUGAACCCACGCGGAGAGGUGCAGCCCGGCCGCUCGGUCUCCCUGGAGUGGGUCUUCUCCCCCCUCGAGGCUAAGACCUACAGCGUGGAUGUACCCGUCCACGUGCUGGAGGGAGACUCUACGCUGGUGACCUUUGAGGGCUGCGGUUUGGACAGCAGGGGUCUGGGAGAGGCCACGCCCGCUCAGCCAUACGGCAGCUCUCACUCCGUACCCAGCACACAAAGGGUGGCCUUACCUGGCCAGCUGGUGUUCCUGCCACAGGAGCGGCUCUCUCUGGGCGACGUCCCCGUCUGCUCCCGAAACACACGCAUCCUCUUCCUGACCAACGUCUCCCAGACAGACAGAGUCCUCUACACCUGGGACCUGGCUGACCAUGACCAACAGGUGCUGCAGAUCCAGCCUGCUUCUGGGACCCUGGCCGCAGGAGAGAGCGCCCUCUGCAUCCUCACCCUGCAGGCCUCUGGCAGCCCCAGCUUCUACCAGCUGGACCUCAUCUGUCAGGUGACAGCAGAGAGUGCAGUCACACAGUACCAGCAGGAGCUGGAGGACUGGGAGCAGGAGAGGGAGAGACAGAAGCAUGAGUUCACCCUGACAGAAAAGGACACCUGGCGCCCCAGUGAAAACCGGGACCGCGGCCACGUCCUGCAGGAUGACGCUCAGGUCACAGCUUUACCCAGACACCCGCAGGAAUGCGUAUUGCCUGCACAGAAAGUGGGGGCUGCUAUCAGAAAGUAUAAGACCCUGCCCCCCAUCCGCGGCAGUACCAGUGCCCUGGGGGGAGUUACGUGCGCGAGGCCCACCUGGGCGGAGCGGCGGGCCCAGAGAGAGGCUGCCCAGCUGUGGAGGAGGCCGGAGCCGCCCCGCCCGGCCCUGCUGCACCUGGGGGUGACCGCCCGCUCCCACUCCCUGCUGGAGUUCCAGCGCUGUUUCCCCUCCAGUCUCAGCGCUCACUAUGUCCACAGGACUCUGAAGCCCAGACGCCCCCUCUCUGCAGUGCGUCAGUUAAUACCUCAGCCAGGGGCCACCUCCACUCUCAGCCGUGGCUCUGAGAGAGAGAUCAUCACGCAUACCCUCACCUCCAUCCUCAGGAGCCUCCUCGAUGACCCCCAGUUUCAUCAGUCUCUGGUGGACAGCUCAGCAGACCCUGUGCCUUAUUUCACGCAGUUGCAGACCACGCAGCCCCAGCGCUCCCCUCCUCAUUCCCCUCCCACCAAGACCCUCUGUCCGGAGGACAGCACCAUCUUCUCUCUUUCCACCCCAGGGACUCCCUCUGCUGGCCAGGAGGGGCAUUGCAACACAGGCGUAGCAGAGCUGGAGGCAGAGUCGGCUCAGUCUGAGCCAGAGCCCAAGGAGGCCGGGCAGCAGGAGCAGCAGCUGAGGCUGCAGGAGUCUGUCCGCAGGCUGCCUGAGUUUUGCGACCUGGUUGAGGACGUGCUGCUCAACACGCUGCAGAACCUGAUGAUGGAGGCCUUCCUGGGGGAGCUGGUUCUGACCGCUCGCCCCCGCGUCAUUGCCCUUCCACCCACUUCUUCCAGGUGAGCCUCACACACCUGCGCCAAAACACCAAAAACACCUGCACCAUACGAGAUCUCCGAGCUGUGGCUCUAG
Molecule: messenger RNA, 5376 nt
Organism: Megalops cyprinoides (Indo-Pacific tarpon)
Lineage: Eukaryota; Metazoa; Chordata; Actinopteri; Elopiformes; Megalopidae
Gene: cfap65
Product: cilia and flagella associated protein 65
Exons: 32
Source: RefSeq, a predicted model, not a curated record